CAUCAAAUUAUUAAAACGAUUUCCCAAGAACAUAAAUAAGCAUUGAUUGAUUUUUUCCCAAAUCAUAUACUUUCUUUCUAUACACAAAUUAUUAUGUCUAGUAUAAGAUCAAGGUCAAGGCAACCUAUGAAAGUUGUGCAUAUAAAAACACAGUACGUAGAAACUGAUGCUUGUAGUUUCAAGUCUGUGGUUCAAAAUCUCACUGGUAAAGACUCAACAAUUGCGGAUUCACCUUCUUCUUCAUGGGUGAUGAAAGUAAGCAAUGAGAAGAACAACACUCGGCCUCAAUUAUCGAGGUUAGCGAGGAUGAGCCAUAGUCCUGAGACACCAGAAGGUCAAUUCGUGCUCGAUCGUCGUGAACAGAAUAACAACUUUCAAGAUAAUAUGAUGAGUAAAGGUGGUGGUAGUUAUUCGUUCCUGACUCGAAAUUUGUCGUACAAGGAAAUGGAUAGGUUGUUGAAGGAGUUACCCCCUUUAGAUGAGCUGCAUAAGGUUCUAUCUUUUGAUUGAUAAGAACCAUAUAAGUUCUCCAUUCUCAUGAUCAUUAAGAGCAAAUAUGUAAAUACAUUUGGAAGUAUUAGCUCUGUUUUUUUCUUAAGUUUCACUUUGCUUUUGUGGUCAGAGGUUGAAAAUUUUGAUUGUUAAUUCUUAUUAAUAUAAAUUUCGAGUUAUUAUCA
Molecule: messenger RNA, 677 nt
Organism: Beta vulgaris subsp. vulgaris (sugar beet)
Lineage: Eukaryota; Viridiplantae; Streptophyta; Magnoliopsida; Caryophyllales; Amaranthaceae
Exons: 1
Coding region: 94-510 (138 amino acids)
Source: RefSeq, a predicted model, not a curated record